Molecule: messenger RNA, 1134 nt
Organism: Fusarium keratoplasticum
Lineage: Eukaryota; Fungi; Ascomycota; Sordariomycetes; Hypocreales; Nectriaceae
Product: PKS-ER domain-containing protein
Exons: 2
Coding region: 1-1134 (377 amino acids)
Molecular function (GO): oxidoreductase activity, acting on NAD(P)H
Source: RefSeq, a predicted model, not a curated record
AUGUCGUCUCUUUCUAUCCCAUCAACUCAACAAGCUGUUGUCCUUCCGGCAAAGCGUACACCUCUCAGCUCGCUCACCGUCCCGGUUUACCCUCCAGCACCCGGUGAAGUCCUCGUCCGCGUUCACUGGACAGCCUCCACACCCCUUGACCUACACCGUGCAGAUGGUGGCCUCCUCAUCUCCGAAUAUCCAGCCCUCAUGGGCAAUGGCGGCGCCGCAGGCAUUGUCGUCGCUGUCGGUGAUGGAGGAGACCUCAAGGGGUUAAAGGUCGGGGACCGAGUGAGUGCCUUUGCUUUCCACGGUGGCAAGGAGUCCAACCACCAGGAGUACAUCACCAUCCCCGCGUACCUGGCCUCCAAGAUUCCAGAGAAUCUAUCCUUUGAGGAGGCUGUGACGGUACCCGUCAACCUCGUCACUGUGUUUCAUUCAGCGACCGCGGACCUCAACCUCGAGCUGCCUUGGCCUAUCCCAGAGGGUUACACGCCUAAGAAGGCCGAUGAGCCCAUCCUCAUCUGGGGAGCUGCCAGUAGUGUGGGAAUCUUUGCCGUCCAAGUCUUUCACCAUUGGGGUUACAAGAACAUUCUCGCCGUCGCAAGCGGCAAGCACCAUGAAUACCUCCGCGGGAUUGGCGCAACCCAGUGCUUCGACUACCGCAAGGGCGAUGUCGUGGACCAGAUUCUCAAGUACGCUGGCGACCGUUCCGAGCCCAAGCUCCCCUACAUUCUAGACUGCAUCGGCUCCCUCGACGGCACCCUCAAGCCCCUGACAAAGAUUGCGCAGCGCGGCAGCAUCGUGGCCGUUAUGCUCCCCGUCAUCCUCAAGGACGCCACCGUGGAAGAGGAGCCUGAGUAUGAGAUGGAUGCAUCCAAGGUUCUCGUCGGAGAAUGGGCUGAGGGUGUUAAUGUUCGUGGAGUGCGCACGCAUUUCUACCUUUCUAAUCAAUUUUUCAAGGAAAAUAUGCAGCCUGAGAUUAUCCCUGCACUACUGAGGGACGGCGUAGUGUCUCCAAACAAGUACCGCGUUGUCGAGGGAGCGACGGCGGUCGAGAGAGCUCAGAAGGCAGUCGACAUUUUGAGAAACAAGGAGGUCAGUGGUGAGAAGCUUGUCUGGAGGAUCGCAGAUACGGAUGCCUGA